AUGGACACUACCCACUUCAACACCUUAACCGACAACAUCCUCAACGAUCAAUCAACCUACAAGCAGCUAAAGAAAGACCCCACCAACAGCCUACAGAAAGAGCACAAGAACUUCCUCAACCAACUUCGGGACAGCAAUGAAAUCGGCCCCACCCUCCACAAAAAACUCAUCACCAGUCACCCCAAACCACCUUAUGCCCGGGCAACCAUAAAAAUUCACAAAGACCCCGUCAAAGCCCGUCUCCUAGUCUGCCCCAGAGACACCGUCCACUACAAUACGGCCCAGCACCUAGCCCGCCUCCUCGCACCUCUUGGCAAGACUGCCAAGUCUUUUGUGAAAGAUUCGUCAGAAUUCUGUAAGAAGAUUCUCGACAUCCCCCAACCAGGAACCCUCAUAAGCUACGACGUUGUCGACCUAUUCACGAAUGUACCCCGGGACGAGGCCAUGGAAAUCAUCAGAACCCGCGUUGAGGAAAUCCUCCCAUCCCUAGACACCCGCCUAACAACUGACAGCAUCAUCCGACUCAUACACUCCUGUAUCAGCUCUACAUACUUUACCUGGAAAGACACAUUCUAUCAACAAACCCACGGCCUCCCAAUGGGAUCCCCACUAUCACCCUUGUUCACCGAGAUAUUUAUGACCCACCUGGAAGAAAAAGCCCUGGAAACAUCCCCAAUAACUCCCCUCUGCUGGUUCCGCAAAGUUGAUGAUACCUUUGCCAUCCUACAUCCCAACAAUGACCCCAGAACUAUAUUGGACCACCUUAAUUCCCAAAACCCACGUAUGCAGUUUACCAUGGCGGAAGAAACCAAUCGACAGCUCCCUUUCCUUGAUGUAUUCGUACAGAAAGAUAAAAACGACAAACUCCAGACCACUGUUUAUCGAGAACCCACCCACACAGAUCAAUACUAA
Molecule: messenger RNA, 912 nt
Organism: Haliotis rufescens (red abalone)
Lineage: Eukaryota; Metazoa; Mollusca; Gastropoda; Lepetellida; Haliotidae
Exons: 1
Coding region: 1-912 (303 amino acids)
Source: RefSeq, a predicted model, not a curated record